This is a messenger RNA of Meleagris gallopavo (turkey), 1406 nucleotides long. Lineage: Eukaryota; Metazoa; Chordata; Aves; Galliformes; Phasianidae. The record is from RefSeq and is a predicted model, not a curated record.
AAAUGACUGUCAAAGCUGUAAAAAUGCCGUGCACCACUCCAAAUGUUUAUACUAAAGUGCCUGACGGAGGAUGGGGCUGGGCAAUUGCUGUGGCUUUCUUCUUUGUGGAAGCUCUUACAUAUGGCGUUAUAAAAUCAUUCGGAGUCUUCUUCAAUGACCUGAUGGAAAGCUUUGAUGAAACCAACAGCAGGAUAUCGUGGAUAAUAUCCAUCUGUGUGUUUGUGCAGACCUUCACAGCUCCUCUGUCGACGGUGCUCAGCAACCGCUUCGGUCACCGCUUCGUCGUGAUGGCUGGAGGGCUGCUGGUCAGCACCGGCAUGAUCACAGCCUCCUUUGCACACAGUGUCGUUCACAUGUACAUCACCAUCGGCAUCGUUUCUGGCCUUGGGUACUGCCUCUCUUUCCUCCCGACUGUCACCAUUUUAUCACAGUAUUUUGACAAAAGACGUUCGUUGGUCACAGCAGUGGCAUCUACAGGGGAAUGUUUUGCUGUCUUCCUCUUUGCACCAGUAAACACUCACUUGAAGGAGCAGAUCGGCUGGAGAUACAGCCUCCUUUUCGUUGGGGCGCUGCAGCUGGGCAUUGUCGUCUGUGGAUCGCUGCUGCGACCCAUGAUCAUCAAAGAGCAAGAAGAAGAAGAAGUGAAGGCGCAGCCUCCAGAAGAGCCCGCGGAGACAAAGUACAUGCUUGAAAAUGAGCAAACACGCACCUCAAUAGAGUCCAUUGACUCAGGAGUAGAAAUAACUACCUCACCCAAAAAUGUGCCUGGAAACACCAAAGCAGAGCCGAAAAGUGAAGAACCAAAGGACCACGUACAGAUAAUCGUUGAAAAUAACAGCAGCCCUACAGAACCAAAAACCAAACUACUGGACUUCUCUGUGAUGAGAGACUAUAGCUUUAUCUGUUAUGCAUUCUUUGGCCUAUUUGCUACCCUGGGAUUCUUCGCUCCCUCCCUGUAUGUCAUUCCCCUGAGCCGCAGCCUUGGCAUCAGCAAAGACCAUUCUGCAUACAUACUGUCUGCAAUGGCGAUUGCGGAGGUCUUGGGCAGAAUUUCAGCUGGCUGGGUGCUCAACAAAGAGCCUAUCCGCAAGAUCCACAUCGAACUCAUCUGUGUCGUUCUGCUGUCUGUAGCACUGUUUGCCUUCCCUUUUGCCUCUGAAUUCUGGGGGUUGAUGACAUGUAGCAUAUUUUUUGGGUUCAUGCUUGGCACGGUAGCGGGCACGCACAUCCCGCUGCUGGCAGAAGACGACGUGGUUGGCAUUGCAAGAAUGCCUUCUGCAGCUGGAGUCUACGUCUUCAUUCAGAGCUUCUCUGGGUUGGCUGGUCCACCCCUCGCAGGUAACACUUUUGUUGUGGCCGGCGGCCCCGGCGCUGCAGAAACCAGGUCUGAAAUGUUCGGAAAGUGA